AUGCUUCCGAAUUUAUUACGAUUGUCAUAUGCUGCUUCAUUGCAAGUUACUAGAUCAAACAACUUCAAAAAAUUUUGUUUACAAAGUACAGAAAAGUCAAGAAUUCUGUUAAUUCAACGAACGCAACAUUCUAGAGGAACUAGAAUUAGCCGAAUAACACAACGUUCUCCUGGAACCUUUCCCAGGAAUUCUCCAAAAGAAAACGCAUCAAGAAAUGAACAAGAAGAAUUCUCACUCGAACAUGGUCAUCAAGCACCACAGAUAAAAAAAUAUAUCCCACAAGAAACAUUAACCCCUGCACACCCCGCAUCGUCAAUAUUGCGAAAUUCUGUGUUGGUUGUGGCGAGGCAAAUAGAAAUGUUGAAUAUUUUUUUGGGUUUUGAACAAGCAAAUAAAUACGCGAUCGUUAAUCAAGAUGGCAAUUCUGUGGGUUAUAUUGCUGAGGAGGAAUCAUUUGCUUCGACUUUAUUAAGACAACUUUUCCGCACUCAUAGAAAGUUUUCCGCGGUGAUAAUGAACCCCGAGGGUGAAAUAGUAUUGAGAAUUUAUAGGCCUUUCGCAUGGAUAAAUUCACGAAUAUUCGUCAGUGUUGAUGAAGGGAAGUUAAUUGGCGAAGUUCAACAACAAUGGCACAUGUGGCGUAGGAGAUAUAACCUAUUUAACAAGCAAAAACAAUUUGCAAGAAUCGAUGCGGGAUUCUGGGCGUGGAGCUUCGAUAUUGAGGAUGAGAACGGAGGUAUUUUGGGAUGUGUAAACCGAAUAUUUGGAGGCUUUGCAAGAGAGAUUUUUACGGACACCGGGCAAUAUGUGAUCGAGGAAAGAUCUGCAUCAUUGUCGUUAGACGAACGGUCAGUUAUUUUGGCGGCAGCAAUAUCUAUUGACUUCGACUAUUUCUCAAGACACUCAGGGUCAGGGUCGUCAUUUCACUUUCCUUUCUUGGGCAGCAGCGAAAAUGAUGAUAGCAUGGAUGGUGAUGACGAUUGA
This is a messenger RNA of Acaulospora morrowiae, 984 nucleotides long. The record is from the annotation of a GenBank genome assembly. NCBI's taxonomy places the organism in Eukaryota, Fungi, Glomeromycota, Glomeromycetes, Diversisporales, Acaulosporaceae.